Messenger RNA from Emiliania huxleyi CCMP1516, 597 nucleotides. RefSeq lists its product as hypothetical. Gene Ontology annotation, molecular function: calcium ion binding. The transcript is spliced from 3 exons. The record is from RefSeq and is a predicted model, not a curated record. Bases 1 to 597 code for a protein of 198 amino acids. NCBI's taxonomy places the organism in Eukaryota, Haptophyta, Isochrysidales, Noelaerhabdaceae.
AUGCGGACCGCUUUGACGCUGGUCGUCGCCACGCUGGCCGCCGCCGCCGCCUCGGCCGCUGAUGCCAAGGCGGUUCGGAUGAAGACCGCCCGGCAGCUGAAGGAGAUCCUGGCCGACCUCGACAUUGACGUGCCUGCGGGCGCGGACAAGGAGGCUCUCCGCGCGCUGGCGACGGAGCACGACGCCAUCACCAAGUACGAGGCCAAGCAUCCCGAGAAGAAGAAGAAGAAGCCCGCACCGGGCGCCGGCGGCAUGCCAUCUGGCGACGCGAUGGGGGAGAUGCUCUUCCCCAUGCUCGACAAGGACAAGGAUGGGAAGCUGUCAAAGGAGGAGCUCAUGGCGAUGGCACAGCAGGCGGGCGGCGGCGGGGCCAAGGGCAAGGAGGAGACGGACAACGCGUUUGCUUCCAUGGACGUCGACGGCGACGGCUUUGCCCGGAAGGAGAAGGCAGGCGAUGACGCGCAUCAUGGAACCCUGUUUGGGCUGAAAAUGGGCGCGUUCCGGCUGAAAAUGGGCGCGUUCCGGCGGGCACCAAGGGAGGCCUCGCUCCUAUUGGAACUGGCCAACAUCAGAUUUGCCUCGUGCGUCCCUUUUUGA